AUGGAGCCACAUGCAGCUGCUCAACCUGUCAACUUCAACAACGAUGGUGGGCGGUUCGCCAUCCAGACGGGAGUAUACCAAAAUCUUGGUCAAACCAUCGUGAAUCAAGCCUCGGGUGUCGAACUUGAGCGAUUACCGCACGCUACCGAGGCGCCGUUCAAUGCGUACGUUAGGCAGCACGAGCCUUUCUGCCUUCCCGGCACACGAACCGCCUUGUUGGAGCAGAUAUACAGUUGGGCCGAUGCACAAGAUGAGCGAUGUAUAUACUGGUUGAACGGCCUAGCUGGCACCGGGAAGUCGACGAUCGCGCGGACUGUAGCUCGUAGGCUCGACAAUCGAAGUAGUCUAGGGGCCAGUUUCUUCUUCGCCAGAGGCGGCGGCGACGUUGGACAUGCAGGGAGAUUUGCAACUAGCAUCGCUUUUCAGCUUGCAAGCAACGUUCCAGCAACGCGCCAGCACAUACUUGAUGUGGCUAAGGAGUUUCCCCACAUUUCGAACCUUUCGUUGCGCGACCAGUGGCGCCACCUCGUCCUCAAACCUCUAUCCGCAUCAGCCGUUAACAUCGACACUACCUCCAUUGUCUUGAUAAUUGAUGCCCUGGACGAGUGCGACGGGGAUGACGAUGUCGGCAAGAUCAUCGAGCUGUUGGCUGAAGCCCGGGACCUGAACAGACUACGACUUCGGAUAUUUCUAACAAGCAGACCUGGAGUACCGAUCCGGCAUGGCUUUGGCCGUAUGUCAAACGCACUGCUUCGGCGCUACGUCCUACAUCACAUAUCGCCUGACAUAGUUGAUGCUGACAUAGAGCUCUUCCUGACACAACAUCUCAUGGUCAUUGGCCAGCAACAAUACCUACCUGCAGACUGGCCCGGCCCUGGAAUGAUCGCAAAGAUGACAAAGAGGGCCAGUGGUCUCUUCAUCUGGGCGGCAACAGCGUGUAAAUUCAUCGGACAAGGAAGGCGAUUUGCGGAGCGAAGACUAGAGUCAAUCAUGAGAUAUGAUAGCGGCGGUCCAGUCGGGCCUGAAACACAUCUCGACAGCAUUUAUCUUACCGUCCUGCGCGACUCGGUCUCGCCCGAUUAUACGACCGAAGAGAAAGAAGAACAUUACAAGACGCUGAGACUUGUGCUUGGGACCCUGGCGGUACUAGAGAGACCCCUUAGCAUGCGAGCGCUGGGUGGACUAUUGGAUAUUGGGAAAGAGUAUGGAGGCAUCGAAUCAAUCGUCCAAGACUUGCACGCAAUACUCGAUAUACCUGAACAUAAGAAUCGAACACCCCGCCUUCACCACCCUUCGUUACGUGACUUUCUGCUCGACCAUAGCCGAUGCACGGACGCCGAAUUUUUUAUAGACGAAGCACACGCGCAUGGUGCUCUUGCGUCUCGAUGUAUUGAGCUGAUGACUCGAUUUUUCCAACAAUAUCGAGAGUUAUCACCCACCUAUGGUACUGCGAUGACGCAGAGCGACGACGAGCCACCCAUGACUCCCGCAAUACAUCACUACGACAUAAGCAAAGUCACCGCUGAUAAAAUGAGAGAGAUCGCAAUUCUUGAAUUCUAUCAAAAUACACAUGCAAAGAGCAUGUCGAUCAACCCAUCUGAACACCAAAAGAAUUAUCAAGAGUUAUAUGGAAAGCUCGACUCAUUCGACGACCCUCCAGAGCCUGCGCUUAUUCCUAUGGAGCUGGUAUACGCAUGUCGUCACUGGCUUCACCACGUUGUACAAACCGGGACUGAAGACAUCGUCCGAACACAAGCUGGCACUUUCACCAAGGAGUACAUUGAUGAGCAGGUCAUUUUCCGUUUAUAA
Molecule: messenger RNA, 1809 nt
Organism: Alternaria arbusti
Lineage: Eukaryota; Fungi; Ascomycota; Dothideomycetes; Pleosporales; Pleosporaceae
Exons: 2
Coding region: 1-1809 (602 amino acids)
Source: RefSeq, a predicted model, not a curated record